Molecule: messenger RNA, 3693 nt
Organism: Copidosoma floridanum
Lineage: Eukaryota; Metazoa; Arthropoda; Insecta; Hymenoptera; Encyrtidae
Source: RefSeq, a predicted model, not a curated record
UAUUGACCAUCGGUGCAUGUGUACACAAUACAUACAUGUAUGGAUCUCGGUUGAGCUUACUCGCGAGCUUCCGAUGUUCCCGCGUGAGUGAAAGGCUUUCCCGAGCCCAGUUUACAGCUGUACGAGGAACUGCCAUGUUUUUGUCCGUCGUGCUUAUUCGUAGUCCGCGAGUGAGGAUCGACGCCGCGGUGGAUGUGUAGACGGGGGAGUCAGUCUUUGGCGCGUGGUGCAUUUAUUUGUUUACACAGUGCGCCACGACGUUGUGAUAUUGUACGUGCACAGCAUCCGUGGCAGAGGCAAGAAAGAGAAGAUGAGUCGGGUCGUACUGACAAAGUAAGGGGGGGGGGGUGGAGGAAUAGAGUACCGAGUAGAUAAGGAGUAAAAAGAGGAUCCGAUGCCCUCGCGAGCCUGCGGUGCCCAGAUGAUGGGCGAGAUGGAGCGUAGCCUGCCGAUCUUCCACAUAAUGCGUUGUCGGUUCGGGGCCACGCCGGGGAGUAUGAUCGAGCCGUAUCACGUGCAGCCACCGAGUUAUCCGAGCUUCGGGGCUCCGGGAACUGGACCACCACCCCAACCACCACCACCGGGAGCUAGUGCGGUUGUCGCGGCCGCGGCUGCGGCUCACCACCAUCACGCGGCAGCUGCCGCCCACGCCGGCUUUUUGCACUACGCCCGCGUCGCCGCUAGGUGCUACCAUCCGUGUGGUCACGUAGCCAGCGAGGGUUACAGGGUGUGCUGCAAGAAGUACGUGGUGCUGUGCUGGCUCUGCGGUGGCUUGAGCGUCGCCGUCGGGAGCCUCUUCCUCCUCGUCCACGCCGUUCUGUCGGCCAACACGGCCAGCCUGGCCCUCUUCGAGACCGUGCCCUCCUACAUACCCGGCACCAUGCUCAUAUUUAUCGGGCUCUGCACCAUGCUGCUGGCACGAAGGAAGCACCGCUACGGCUCUCUGAUGAAGGUCUGCGGCUCGGUGAGCACCGUCUGCGCGCUGGUCUGCGUCCUGGUAACCGUCACCACGACUGUGGUACACAUGUCCAGGCUACAGAGUCUACACGAGUGCGUCUACACCACCCGAGCAAAACUGUGCACGUGCUACAGCGCCUCCCAGUCCCACGGCACUGACCAGGGCGUCCUCUUCGAGGGCACGCCUCACUGCGAGGUGGUUCACGGCGCCCUCUACACCUGCCUGCGAACCCUGUUCGGGGUCUCGGUGGCUGGUAUCCUGGCUUGCAUAUUCUCGUGCAUGCUGGUCUACCAAUUGCACCGCCACGAGAAGAAAAAGAUGUACUGGGAACAGUUGGAGCUGAGGUGUAGGUCGCUCUACGGGCAGGGCGCUGCUGCUGCCGCUGCGGCGGCUGCUGGACUCGUCGGUACCGGCAGACCGGCCGGCACCUGUGGCUGUUGCAACGACUGCGGCGGCAUUGGGCCGUGGUGGGCGCAGAGUCCUGGAAAUCUCUACACGCCCAAUCCGGAUCUCACGCCCGCGAGACGCUGGCGUCUGCCAUGGUCGCGCAGCAGGGGACCAGCACCCAGCGCCGACUCCAACUACGGCUUCGACCAGUCGAACAGAUCGGCCAUCGUACCGGGCUCGACCCACCAUCACCCCGCCGACGGCAUACUCGACAACGCCGGCAUGGUGCCCUACGGCAUCCUGGGCCCAACCCAAUCGGCCGGACCCUACUCGGUCCUACAGGCCGCCGUCCACGAGGACCACCACUACGGGCAGAACGCGGGUGCCGGUCCGUACAGCGUCCUCGAGGCCGCCGUGCCCCUCUGGGGUCCACCGCCACCCUACAGCGACCCCAACAGCCCAGCCAGGAGGUUCGUCUACCGAACCAACGAGCACCGGCCCAGGGCCACCAAGAGGAUCGACAGCUUUCCCAUGAGAGAGGUCGAGUACAACAGCAGAACUUCGGACAUCAAGCGGCAGGGCAGCAGCAACAACUACGAGAAUGCCGAGCCCCUGUCGAUGGUGUCGAACGACACGGACACGGAGACCACGGCCGAGGCCAGAGUGGCGCGGGCCAACAACGCCAACAAGCACAAGAAGCUGCUUAAGGGCGUGGAGAACGCCGGCUUCCAGGAGCAGGAGUCCAACGCCACCUCCAAGCAACAAUCCGAGAGCGAGCUUUACUUUGGCGACGUGUCCUCGUGCUGCGGACCCGAGAGCAGCCUCUACGACGUGGCCACCGACAAAGAAGGUAAAAACGAGAGUUGCCAGUCGGAGGCGAGCACGAGCUACCUCCCGGCCCAGCACAAGCGGCCGUCCAGCAGGAGAUCCCGUCGGCAGCAACAACAGCCAAUCGACCUGCUGGAUUUGCCGUCAAACUCGAGCUGUUCGUCCAACUGCGACGAGGCAGGUAGUUUGUCUUACGCCUUGCACACGGCAGCGGACAUCGAGUACGAGGUGAUUCGAGAAAACAGUCGGUACGAUGAUUACGAGGCUUCGGGCGCUGCCUACGCCCCCGAGGAGAAAAACAACGACGAGGAAACGGAAAAACGGAGCGAGGAAGAGGCCUACGGAGGUGCUGACGGGGCUGUCGAGGUGGAGGAGCCGAAAGAAGAAGACGAGGAGGAGGAGGAGGAGGAGGAGUUUGGGGAGUUCAGAUCGUCCAGUUUCCACGAGGACGUUCGGCCCGUCAAAGUUUGAGGUGUUGGACGAGCGAUGGAUUACCACCGAUAGGGGGUUAUUGGACUUAAUCACUUUCGUUUGUUUCGUCCCUUCAAGUGGCAUCAAGUGUGACUUUUGUUUCAUCGGGAAAUACUUAGUUGACGAGAGGAACAAGUGUGCGAUGCGCGGGUUCGUUCAUUAUGAUUCUUUUACAUUGAAAUCCAAUUCUCGCAAUCGACUUUGAUAUGAGUUUGACGACGCAAGUACGGAGGAAAAUCUAUUUUUGUACUAAUGUAUUGUGGUGCUCUGUAUGUAUAGCGGAGGUGAAAAUUUUUUGGUGCUCCAGUUGCGUAGCGCACAGUAGAUAGACCAUUUUCUCGUAACUUUGAACGUUCGACCACGUAGAAUUGGAUCCAGUGAUUUUAAACGAUCGUAUACCAAAGAUUCGCAUUUUAAAGGUGUAUACUGAAUCAGUGCUUGAAAAUUUUUUGCGAAUCCCAAAUAUGUACAGGCUCAAAGAACAAUGACACUUUUCCUUGCACAUGUUUAGAAGCACAGCGCCCAAGAGCUUCCAGUAAUAGACAAAUCGCUCUUGGAUGGUAUUUUUACAUGCCGAGGUCAGUUGUAGUACGAGAGCUAUUUAUAAAGCGUGUGGGAGCUACUAGUAAACUUUUUAGAUUAUUUGUACAAAUAUGUUUAAGUCUUUGGUGCAAGUUUUAUUGCCACUGGUAAAUCUGGUUUACUCGAAAGUCUGAUUAUAAGUUGUAAGUAGUUUACGCGAUACGUUGAACCAACGAUCGCCAUUUUAAUGACAUAAUAAUUGUACAUUUUUUUUUUUUUUUUUUUUUAAAUCUUUUUAUUGUUCCUAAUGCCUUUUUUACGUAAAUUCUAUUAUAUUAUUGCGCGCUCUUAGCUUUAGUUAAGUAUUAUUAUUUUUUAGAAGUAAGAAACACAUUUCAUGUAAAAACUUGUACUAGUGAUUUUAUGAUUAUUGAGUUGGCUCGUUUUCAAAAUAGAAGCAAAAUUUCGACGGAAAAUCUUUAAAAUUAUCUAAAAACUCAAGUUACAUUACAUAAGUAAAAAAAAAA